AUGGACACCUUUCUGAUAGGACAAGUGGCCUUUUGGUGGGCGCAGUACAGUAUCAAGCCAGCUGUGAUUGUGGACAAGCUGAUUGAAAUUGCCGUGGAUAUCCUGGUUCCUCCCAGACAGACCAACCAGAAUUCGGGAAGUGCUCAUGGGUGGUUCAUGAGCCGAUGGAACUCGUUGGACCGUGCUGCGGAAAAGACACAACGAGAACUUGAAAUUCGCAACGAUCUGCGAAGAUGGGAUCGAGACAAUCCGGAAAUGAGGCAUGAAAUCAUUGUACGGACCAUUGUGUCGGGAAUGGUGUCGGUGAUUGCUACCAAUGUCUACAUUAGCUUUUGUCGGAGGAUUCGUGGCAAUGAUAGUCGAGGAGGAAGAUAUCAUUGA
Seminavis robusta is the source of this 381-nucleotide messenger RNA. The record is from the annotation of a GenBank genome assembly. NCBI's taxonomy places the organism in Eukaryota, Bacillariophyta, Bacillariophyceae, Naviculales, Naviculaceae.